AUGGCACAAGGCCAGGCUUCCGUCAGUAAGAUCUCCGGCGCGGGCUUCCGGCUCUCAUUGCUCCUCAACGCGGCCGCUUGUCAACUGGCACAGUCUAGAUUGGAGAUACACAGCAUCGCCAAGGGCAUAUCACUCUUUGCUUUGACAUUGAAGCAUGUCGGGCAAACCCUCGAGGGCCUUGAGCUUGAUCGAACCCCCGAGACAACAGAGAAAGCCUUUGAGAUUGCCGGACAGGGCCAGGCCAUCUUCAUUGAGAUCGAGCACAUGUUGGACAAGUUAAAGGCGACUGACCGAAAUGAGGAUUUGAUGAGGCUGUCUCUACAAGAGAGACUGAAAUGGUGCUUCCCCAAACAGCAUGUCACCUACCUUCUAGCACAAGUCGAGUCCCUCAAGCUCAGCCUGAUCGUGAUGCUACGGAUUCUGCAGCUUGGGACGGUGAUUAAAGCCAAUACCGAUGAUGGGAUUGACACAGACUCACUUACUUCUGCUACCGACGACGUUAUUGCACAGGAGAAAGCAGAGUCUCAGAAUAUGAUUAUUGUUCGGUAUUGGGCUGUCAAGCGUCUCGAUCGCCUGUGGGAUCUUGUGGAACAGGAAGCUGUCGAUGCUGUCAGGGACCCAACAAACCAAAAGAUCAAUGCCAACUACUCCAACACAGCUUCCGAAAGCAGACUGAUGGUCGGUCUAGGCCCUACACGGCUCGCUGCAGUGACUUUUGGGGAGAGUGAUCUGGGUUUAAGUGACAUGGAGCGAUCCCCGAAAGACAUGGUUCAACUGUCAGAGAAGGCAAUGAAUCGGCUACUGUCCAUGUGGGUGCCUCAUAUGGAUCAUUCCAAGUUACUCGAUCACGGCCAUCUAUCGAAGAGCCAACCACGAGUCUACGUCUCCGACACAGACGAGCAUUCCGAUGAACUCGACUUUGAUGGCCCCAAUGUGCGAGGCUACUACCUUGAAGGAAGAACAGACGAUUGGAGAGCCCCACACUCGCAAGAAGCUCGCCAGCGCGCAGCAAAACUACGUCAGGAAUACUCUCGAUACCAAGCCCACGUCGAAAGUGAGGCCGAGCCUGAUGAGCCCAAGCACCAAAGCCGUGGUAGGGCCAUCGACUCAAGCGAAGAAGAAAAGGAUACACUCCAUCCUCACACGACCAGCAAUAUACGUCGCCCUCAUUCACACAGUCUCUCAGACCAUUUCACCAGCAAACAAUCAUACCCAUACCAACAUCCCAGUGGCAGCUUCCCACCCCCGUCUCAACCUCGUUCACAUCCACCUCCGAUGCAGCACAGCCAAAAAGCAUACCAACCUCCAACAGCGCCACGAUCAAUUCCAAACACACAUCCAAAUCAAUCCGCUCCGACCCCCAUGCCAGUUCCAAUUCCACGACAGAACCAUGUCCACUUCGAACACUACCGAUCUAAUCCCCGCGCCUAUCCUCUUUCCACAUCAAGCCCUGAGUCUAGAAGUUCGGAUCCCCGACUCGCAGACCCCAGAGCCUCCCCACCUCGUUCAGCGCAGCGAUCGCCGACCCGUCGCCGUGAUCGCGAGCGUGAAGAGGCCAAACAAAGACACAAGGCCCUGACGAGAAACGCCACAAGGGGGCUGGUGGGGGUGGGUGCUAUAGCAGGCUUUAUGGAUGCCUUGGAAGCGUUUUCGAUUCUCUAA
Penicillium olsonii is the source of this 1662-nucleotide messenger RNA. The record is from the annotation of a GenBank genome assembly. Lineage: Eukaryota; Fungi; Ascomycota; Eurotiomycetes; Eurotiales; Aspergillaceae.